Molecule: messenger RNA, 1521 nt
Organism: Trichoplax adhaerens
Lineage: Eukaryota; Metazoa; Placozoa; Uniplacotomia; Trichoplacea; Trichoplacidae
Exons: 13
Coding region: 1-1521 (506 amino acids)
Biological process (GO): mitochondrion organization; protein quality control for misfolded or incompletely synthesized proteins
Cellular component (GO): mitochondrial inner membrane
Molecular function (GO): ATP binding; metalloendopeptidase activity; ATP hydrolysis activity
Source: RefSeq, a predicted model, not a curated record
AUGCAGCACAACGAAUCCAAUAUUAACUAUCUUUAUUCAUAUUUGACGUUAGGUACGUUUUUCAAAGAACAAGUAUGGAACACUAUUCGAUUUUUAAUUGGAAUGGUAUUAAUUUUAUCUCUUAUUGAAGCUCAAUUACAAAUGAAAAUAUCAUUCUCUUUAGUGUCCAAGCAAAAAGAAAUUAUGCCCGAUAUGUCAGAAAAGAAGUAUCGGUUCACAGAUGUACAAGGCGUUGACGAGGCAAAACAAGAACUGCAAGAUAUAGUUGACUUUCUUAAAGAUCCUGAAAAAUAUAAACGAUUAGGCGGAAGACUUCCAACUGGUAUUUUGCUGAUUGGACCGCCUGGUACUGGUAAAACACUACUAGCUAGAGCAGUAGCUGGAGAGGCUGGAGUCCCGUUCUUCUUUUGUUCCGGUUCUGAAUUUGACGAAAUGUUUGUUGGCGUUGGAGCUGCCAGAGUUAGAAAUCUUUUUGCUGCUGCUAAGGAACAUUCACCGUGUAUAGUUUUCAUUGAUGAAUUGGAUGCAAUCGGAGGUACCCGUGUCACAACGGACCAUCAGCCAUUUUCACGCAUGACACUAAAUCAACUACUAGUUGAGCUAGAUGGGUUUGAGAAAACUGAUAAUAUCGUCAUAAUUGGAGCAACCAAUUUUCCUGAAGUCCUAGACAAAGCAUUAGUAAGACCUGGUAGAUUCGAUAGUCGAAUUAGUGUACCAUUGCCGGACGUUCGAGGUAGACGAGAGAUUUUAAAAUACUACUUGGGGAAGGUACCUACCGCUGACAAUGUGGAUGCGGCUAUCAUAGCAAGGGGUACCGUUGGGUUUUCUGGAGCUGACCUGUCCAACUUAGUUAACCAAGCGGCAAUUAAAGCAGCACUCACAUCUUCAAGUUUGGUGUCAAUGGACCAUCUGGAAUUUGCUAAGGAUAAAAUCAUAAUGGGUCCUGAACGAAAAAAUGCUACUAUUGAAGAAAAUAAUCGUCGUUUGGUUGCUUUCCAUGAAAGUGGCCAUGCACUUGUAGCUUUAUAUACUCGAGAUGCUUUGCCAGUUCACAAAGCGACGAUCAUGCCUAGGGGUAGUGCUUUGGGUAUGGUUACUCAAUUACCGGAAAAAGAUGAGCUUUCAUGGUCAAAGAAACAGCUACUAGCUCGCCUGGAUGUUUGUAUGGGAGGUCGUGUUGCGGAAGAAUUAAUUUUUGGAGAUGAUAGCAUCACAAGCGGAGCUGCGAGUGAUGUUCAGCAAGCGACUGAAAUCGCUAAAGCAAUGGUAGCGAAGUACGCGAUGAGUGAGAAAGCUGGUCUGGUACAUUAUCAUGAUAAAAAUAGCCCAGAAGCGGAAGCGAUGAUUGAAAAUGAAGUUCGCCAGCUUAUCAAGGAUGCGUACGAAAGGGCUAGGAAUAUUCUCAAGACACAUUCUACAGAACAUAAACGACUGGCAGAGGCUCUUUUACGCUAUGAAACAUUAAAUUUAGAGGAAAUCAAAACUGUUAUUCAAGGAAAAUCAUUAAAACGUGAUGGCUGA